Molecule: messenger RNA, 1393 nt
Organism: Perca flavescens (yellow perch)
Lineage: Eukaryota; Metazoa; Chordata; Actinopteri; Perciformes; Percidae
Gene: psmc4
Product: proteasome 26S subunit, ATPase 4
Exons: 11
Coding region: 114-1328 (404 amino acids)
Molecular function (GO): ATP hydrolysis activity; ATP binding
Source: RefSeq, a predicted model, not a curated record
GGUAGACAUAUUUCAACAUGGAGGACAUCGUAGCUGUAGAGAAGAACCCGGUAUGAAUUAGUGAGAUUGUUUCCUGUUUUCCUCUUAAAAUCGACAGAGUUUUUGUGGACGACAUGCCAGCAGUACUGACCUCCAGACCUCAGACAGGCCUGUCCUUUCUGGCACCAGAACCAGAAGAUCUUGAGGAUCUUUACAGCAGAUACAAGAAGCUGCAGCAGGAGCUGGAGUUCCUGGAGGUGCAGGAGGAGUAUAUCAAAGAUGAACAGAAGAACCUGAAGAAAGAAUUCCUCCAUGCCCAGGAGGAGGUUAAGAGGAUACAGAGCAUCCCACUCGUCAUUGGCCAGUUCCUGGAAGCUGUUGACCAGAACACAGCCAUUGUUGGCUCCACUACAGGGUCCAACUACUAUGUGCGCAUCCUGAGCACCAUUGACAGAGAGCUGCUGAAGCCCAACGCCUCAGUGGCUUUGCACAAGCACAGCAACGCCCUGGUGGAUGUGCUCCCUCCUGAAGCUGACAGCAGCAUCAUGAUGCUGACGUCAGACCAAAAGCCAGAUGUGAUGUAUGCGGACAUCGGUGGAAUGGACAUUCAGAAGCAGGAAGUCCGAGAAGCUGUAGAGCUGCCGCUCACACACUUUGAGCUUUACAAACAGAUUGGCAUUGACCCACCCAGGGGUGUCCUUAUGUACGGACCUCCAGGUUGUGGUAAGACCAUGUUGGCCAAGGCUGUGGCACACCACACUACAGCGGCGUUCAUCCGUGUGGUGGGCUCUGAGUUUGUUCAGAAGUAUCUGGGUGAAGGCCCUCGUAUGGUGCGUGAUGUCUUCCGGCUGGCGAAGGAAAAUGCCCCGGCCAUCAUCUUUAUCGAUGAGAUUGAUGCUAUCGCCACUAAGCGCUUUGAUGCACAGACUGGAGCUGAUAGGGAGGUGCAGAGAAUCUUACUCGAGCUGCUGAAUCAAAUGGACGGCUUUGACCAGAACGUCAAUGUCAAGGUGAUCAUGGCCACCAACAGAGCAGACACACUGGACCCAGCCCUGCUACGUCCUGGUCGUCUGGACAGAAAGAUUGAGUUCCCCCUGCCCGACCGCAGGCAGAAACGUCUCGUUUUCUCCACCAUCACCAGUAAAAUGAACCUCUCUGAGGAGGUCGACCUGGAGGACUAUGUGGCCAGACCGGACAAGAUCUCUGGAGCCGAUAUCAACUCCAUCUGUCAAGAGGCUGGCAUGUUGGCAGUGCGUGAGAACAGGUAUAUCGUCCUGUUCAAAGACUUCGAAAAAGCUUAUAAGACAGUCAUCAAAAAGGACGAGCAGGAGCACGAGUUCUACAAGUAGAAAAAAAAAAUAACAUCCUUAAGAAAAAAAUAAAUAAAAGGUGUCCAGACACACACACACACACA